CGCCCGACAUUGGCUGGGUCGCCACACUCAUCGGCGGCGUGCCGUACAAGAACGGCGAUCUGGCAGCCUCCAUCGUGUGGAUCCUCGCCACGCUGCUUCUGGUGCCCCUCUUCCUCGUGCGCCUCCUGCGGCGCUCCUCGCUCAUCUCCGGCGUGCUCUUCACCAUCGCGCUCUUCAUGAUUGCUAUGCUCGCCACGUUUGGGAUACGCGCCUACAUUUCCAACAACGCGCCCACGACGACGCUGAUGAUAGCCAUGAAUGCCAUGCUGGCUAUUAUGCCGCCGCUCUUGCUCGAGCCUCUGCUCAACCUCCUCGGCCUCUACGCCAAGCAAGGUCAAGCCGGCUCGGGCGUGCCGACGGUGACGAGCGUGCUGCGAGUCUUUAACCUGCUCGCGCUCAUUCUCUACGCCGUCGCUGCCGCCUAUACCGGCGUCUACCUCUCCGACUGGGAGCGCACGCUGCUGGACCCCAACGCCGUCGGUGCCCUCUCCUCCUUUCCCGACACGGUGCCGAAGCAAGUCGUGCGUCUAGGGCCGAUCAUCGGCAGCUUCUUCAUGCUCGUGGCCAUCGCCGGCGGCCUGCUGCUCAUUCCCGUCGCGCGCGGCGCGAACGGCUCGAUGCGACCCGGCGGCUUUCUGGCGGUGCUGCUGAUCCUCAUUGGCAUCGCCACUUCCUAUCGUAUCCUCCAAUCGCUGCAUGCACAGGCUCGUCUCGAGGAAGAGACGACCGGCUCGACGCGCAAUCCCUUUGCCGACAUCUUCGGCCUCGGCACGUCAAGCUCUGCCUCCUAUGACAACGCAAGGCCGCAACCAAACACGUUUCAAAGCAUGAUGGACGACGUCUAUCGUGCGGCGCGCGGCUUCCAGGUGGCGCCCGUGGGCAUGUAUGAGCCGGCAUCGCGAGGCAUUGCAUGGGCAAUGCUGCAGCAGGCCCUCGCAGGCCGAGGUGCUCCUCAAACGCCAAUCGUGUUUAAUCUCGUCUACAUUCUGCCGAUGUGGCUGCAGACGCUGCUGCUCUUCUUUGUCCAUGCGCCCGGCGCAAAAAAGCCGCCGCCGGGUGAGGGAGACGCCUGAACUUGCCCUCUCUCUCUCUCUCUCUUCCUCGCAUGCAUCCCCGUGUGCUCUGGCCCACCGAGGCUUCUUCAAAUGAAUCAUCCCAUUCGCCCGUCGUAGCCGCUUGCGUCUCUCUUGCCCCGCUCCGUCGCCACCUCCAACCUGGCCCCUCCCUUCUGCCUUCCGCUACUCUACUUGGCCGCAAUGCUUCGAUAGCGAUCCGUCGCCUCGACCAGGUGAUGCGUGAUGCCGGGCUCCUUGGCCGAGUGUCCGGCGUCGGGGACGAGGAUGAAGUGGGCCUCUGGCAUCUGCUUGUGCAGCUCAAACGCCGUGGUGCAGGGGCACACGACGUCGUAGCGCCCUUGCACGAUUGUUGUUGGGAUAUGGCGGAUCUGGCGCAC
Messenger RNA from Tilletiopsis washingtonensis, 1453 nucleotides. RefSeq lists its product as hypothetical. The record is from RefSeq and is a predicted model, not a curated record. Bases 177 to 1073 code for a protein of 298 amino acids. Lineage: Eukaryota; Fungi; Basidiomycota; Exobasidiomycetes; Entylomatales. The transcript is spliced from 5 exons.